This is a messenger RNA of Schistosoma bovis, 648 nucleotides long. The record is from the annotation of a GenBank genome assembly. Lineage: Eukaryota; Metazoa; Platyhelminthes; Trematoda; Strigeidida; Schistosomatidae.
AUGGCCGACCAGUUAACAGAGGAACAGAUUGCUGAGUUUAAAGAAGCAUUUUCCUUGUUUGAUAAAGAUGGUGAUGGUACAAUCACCACUAAAGAAUUAGGUACAGUCAUGCGCUCUUUGGGGCAGAACCCUACAGAAGCUGAACUGCAAGAUAUGAUCAAUGAAGUAGAUGCUGAUGGCAAUGGUACAAUUGACUUCCCUGAGUUCUUAACAAUGAUGGCCAGAAAGAUGAAGGAUACAGACAGUGAAGAAGAGAUUCGAGAGGCAUUCCGCGUUUUUGACAAAGAUGGAAAUGGAUUCAUAUCUGCUGCUGAACUCCGACAUGUAAUGACCAACUUGGGCGAAAAGUUAACUGAUGAUGAGGUCGAUGAAAUGAUACGCGAAGCUGAUAUAGAUGGUGAUGGUCAAGUAAAUUAUGAAGGUUAUCAAGACACAAAUACACACAGAUUCUAUUGAAUUAGAUAGUUUAAUGCAUAGUAAUUAAAUUGAUGAAAAUCUACAUACAUACAAAGAGACAGAGACAGAAGUACAAAGAAUAAUCAAAUUCAAUGAAACUAUUCAAUUGGAAAUGAAAUAACACAAAGACAAAGACAGUAAUAUCACAUGUAUAAUCAAAGAAGAGUUUUUGUGUGUGUGUGUGUGUGUGUG